GAGAGAGAGGAGAGAAAACCUCCACAGCUAGCAUAGCAAGCGUACACACAGCCCCUCCUUCCUUCAAAAGAUAUUUUUGCGUUUCCGUCUAAAGAAGAUUUCUCCUUUCUCCACCUUCUUCUUCAAUUUUAGGGUUUCUUCGUCCUCUUAGAUCUUCUCCAUUCCUAACACACCAUCUUUCCUUCCUUUCAAAUACCUCUCUCUCGCUCUCCUUUCCGUUUCCUUCUCAGGUUCGCUCUCUCUCUAAAAAACCAGUAGAAUUUUCGUUAGGUUUUUGAAUUAGAGUUGUUGCAUUUCAAUUUUGACUGUUGGUGAACCAGAUCAGGUUUUUCAUUUCAGGGUUUUGUUGAAAUUGUGAUAUCAAGAAAAGAGAAUUGCGUAAAGUUUGAUUUGUGGAAGUUGAAGUUGAUUUUGUUCAGAAAAAGGGAAUUUUGUGUUGGAGAUUUUACGUUUUGGUUAAGAAUUGUGAUGAAUACGAGGAGUUCAUGGGCUGAUUUGGCUGCGAAUUCUGCAGCUGAGAGCACAAUAGCUGGUUCUUCUGCUAACAACGGAAGUGUUGGUACUACUUCAGGAAAUGCCCCUACUCGACCCACAUACGUCCCUCCUCAUCUUCGCAACCGUGUGCCAUCUUCAGAUCCACCAGCUGCUGCCUAUAGUGGGCCCGCAUCGAGUAAUGAUCGUUCUGGGUAUGGUGGUGGAUCUCGCUGGGGUGUUCCAAGAAAUGAUUACCGUGGUGGGUAUGGUGGUGGUGGCGGCGGGAGAGGUGGUUGGGGAAACAGAGGUGGUUGGGAUCGUGGGAGAGAGAGAGAAGUGAAUCCUUUUGGAGAUGAUGACGAAACAGAGCAGCCACUAAGUGAGCAAGAGAAUAGUGGCAUUAAUUUUGAUGCAUAUGAAGAUAUUCCAGUUGAGACAAGUGGGGACAAUGUGCCACCACCUGUAAACACCUUUGCGGAGAUUGAUUUGGGUGAUGCAUUGAAUCAGAAUAUCCGCAGGUGCAAGUAUGUGAAGCCCACACCGGUGCAGCGGCAUGCCAUUCCAAUCUCUCUUGCAGGCAGGGACUUGAUGGCCUGUGCCCAGACUGGUUCUGGGAAAACUGCUGCUUUCUGUUUCCCAAUAAUUAGUGGAAUUAUGAAAAUGCAAGAUCAGAGUGCACAAAGGCCGCCUCGUGGAGCACGAACUGUGUACCCACUAGCUCUUAUUCUCUCUCCAACCAGAGAGCUUUCAAUGCAGAUACAUGAGGAAGCUAGGAAAUUCUCGUAUCAAACUGGUGUUAAAGUGGUUGUUGCUUAUGGAGGAGCACCGAUUCACCAACAGCUGCGAGAACUGGAGAGAGGUGUUGAUAUUCUGGUGGCAACUCCAGGAAGAUUGGUAGAUCUGUUGGAGAGAGCUAGAGUUUCACUGCAGAUGAUCAAGUAUUUGGCCUUAGAUGAGGCAGAUCGGAUGCUGGAUAUGGGUUUUGAGCCUCAAAUAAGAAAAAUUGUGGAACAAAUGGACAUGCCCCGACCUGGUUUAAGGCAGACAAUGCUGUUCAGUGCUACCUUUCCGAAAGAGAUACAGAGACUAGCCUCUGACUUUUUGUCAACUUAUAUCUUUCUGGCUGUUGGACGAGUGGGCUCAAGUACAGAUUUGAUUGUCCAAAGAGUUGAGUUUGUCUAUGAGCCUGACAAAAGAAGUCACCUCAUGGAUCUUCUUCAUGCACAACGGGCGAAUGGUGUUCAGGGCAAGCAAGCUUUGACAUUAGUUUUUGUGGAGACUAAGAAGGGUGCUGAUUCUCUUGAGCAUUGGCUAUGCAUUAAUGGUUUCCCUGCUACUAGCAUACAUGGUGAUAGAUCACAGCAGGAAAGAGAACAGGCAUUGCGCUCAUUUAAAACUGGCAAUACUCCAAUCUUGGUAGCAACCGAUGUUGCAGCACGCGGUCUUGAUAUCCCUCAUGUUGCACAUGUGGUCAACUUUGAUCUCCCAAAUGACAUUGAUGAUUAUGUCCAUCGUAUAGGGCGUACUGGACGAGCUGGAAAUUCUGGUCUGGCGACUGCGUUCUUCAAUGAGGGCAAUGCAUCAAUGGCAAGGCCAUUAUCUGAACUAAUGCAAGAAGCAAAUCAAGAAGUACCUGAUUGGCUCUCUCGAUAUGCAUCUCGUGCUUCUUUUGGUGGAGGGAAGAACCGCCGCUCUGGCGGAGGUCGGUUUGGUGGCCGUGACUUUCGAAGGGAUUCAUCUUUCAGUAGGGGCAAUUCAGAUUAUUAUGGUGGAGGAGGAAGCGGCGGCGGAUAUGGCUCUUCAGCUGGAUACGGCUCUUCAGGUGGCUAUGGUGGAGGCUAUGGCCCUGGGGUGACUAGUGCCUGGGAUUAAACCCUGGGGUGACUAGUGCCUGGGAUUAAACAAACAAUUGAACAUUUUAAGCAUUUACAUGACUUGGUGUCAAGUGGUUGUGGACUUCUCCCUUCUUUCACAGGGGACAUUUCUCAUUUUUGUCGUGUCUUUUAGUUAGGUCUCUAGUCAUCUUCGUACUAUACUCUUAGAAGUAACUAUCAUUGAGAGGGGUAUUUAAGUUUGGGUUGUGCUGCAGGAGUAGAGGUGUAUAAUGUUUGGUAGUUUUUGGUGAAAAAAGUUCUAACAGAGUAGGUAUUACUUGGUGCCGUUCUUUUCUCCUUUUUCUCUCUUUGCUGUAAACUGUGUUGGGGUGUUGAUGGGUUGUAGAAUAUGUGGUGGGAGAGGCAUAGGUUUUCUUUUCAGCCAUUUCCGUGUUAUUCUCUUAGGCAUGUUCUUUUCAACCCAAUUCGAGGGCAUAUUAUUGAGGCAUCUACUCCUGUUUCUCAUGUUUUAUCUUCAUCUUCCCCUUUGAAAGGAGCUUUUAAACAGGCUUUUGUAAUAUUUUGGUGGUCGCUGAAAUGAACACCAAGCUUUCUUGGAACAUUAA
Messenger RNA from Populus nigra (black poplar), 2914 nucleotides. RefSeq names its product DEAD-box ATP-dependent RNA helicase 37-like. The transcript is spliced from 7 exons. The record is from RefSeq and is a predicted model, not a curated record. Gene Ontology annotation, molecular function: RNA binding; ATP binding; RNA helicase activity. NCBI's taxonomy places the organism in Eukaryota, Viridiplantae, Streptophyta, Magnoliopsida, Malpighiales, Salicaceae. The coding region runs from base 469 to 2346 and encodes 625 amino acids. Gene Ontology annotation, cellular component: nucleus.